UUCCUCAUUUCAAGUGCGGUCACCCUGAUGACAAAUCAUUUUUAGGCGGAUGAUAAUACAACUAGCGUUUAAAGUCUGCGAAUAUAUGUACAUAUAUUUAAUAUACUUAGUUGUGUUUUUGACGAACGAACAACAUGAUAAUUACAAUAAAAAAUCUUCAACAGCAAACAUUUACUAUUGAGUUUGCCCCUGAGAAAACGGUUUUAGAACUAAAAAAAAAAAUUUUUGAUGAGCGCGGUGCAGAUUAUGUCGCAGAAAAGCAAAAAUUGAUUUAUGCUGGCGUCAUAUUGACGGAUGAGCGUACCAUUGAAUCAUACAACGUAGAUGAAAAAAAGUUUAUAGUGGUAAUGUUGACACGCGAUUCAUCCAGUUCAAAGACAACUCAAAACCGCCUGAGAGAUUCUGACAAAUUUACAAACACCAACAAUUCAAAAGCUGCUCUAGAAACAGCAAACUCCAGUAAUUCGUCUGACACAGGUAAUUCACAAGGGAUGCCAUCGGCUUUAACAAAUGAAACUGCAAUUCCAAGACCUAUAUCUAGCAAUGACUUGAUUGGCGAAUUGGCCAAUGCGUCUUUGCAAUCGCGCGCUGAAUCUAACUUGCUUAUGGGAGACGAAUACAACCAAACUGUUCUAUCAAUGGUGGAAAUGGGUUACCCACGAGAAGAGGUGGAACGAGCAAUGGUCGCCAGCUAUAAUAACCCAGAAAGGGCUGUUGAGUACCUUGUUAAUGGCAUACCUGCAGAGGAAGAAGUUAUUUAUAAUGACGAAGCAACAAAUCCUAGUGCGAUUGACUCCGGACCACAAACUGCAUCUGCAUUGUCUGUCGGUCGUGUGGUAGAAUCGAAUUCAGAUCCGUUUGAAUUUUUACGAAACCAGCCUCAGUUUCUACAAAUGCGAUCUUUAAUUUAUCAAAACCCUCACCUUUUGCAUGCAGUAUUGCAGCAGAUUGGUCAGACAAACCCAGCACUUUUACAACUAAUUUCGGAGAACCAGGAUGCAUUUCUCAAUAUGCUUAAUCAACCGAUUGAAAGCGAAUCCGAAUCGAACGACACAUUACCCCGCGUUUCGAAUCCUCGUAGGUCAUCAAUUCUUGCUGAAACUGAAAAUCUGCUUUCACUAGAGUCAGAAGGGGCUGUUGCAUCAGAAAGAUCAGCCGCUGGUUCAAGUGUGGUACAGACAGGAGCUAACGUUGAGAACGAAGAAUUGGAACUACCUCCAGCCGUUUCAACGAUUCGCUUAAACCGUCAGGACCAGGAUGCAAUAGAACGGCUGAAAGCACUUGGAUUUCCAGAGGCACUUGUACUGCAAGCUUACUUCGCGUGUGAAAAGGAUGAGGAACUAGCAGCCAAUUUCUUGCUUUCUUCUAGCUUUGAUGAUUAGCUUGUCCAAAUGUAAAAGUUUAUACAUAUUCUAAAUAAAUCGUUGCGAAUAAAAUUAGAUGUUGCAAAACCAAA
Messenger RNA from Drosophila eugracilis, 1456 nucleotides. It is a transcript of the gene Rad23, whose product is annotated as UV excision repair protein RAD23 homolog A. Bases 135 to 1382 code for a protein of 415 amino acids. The record is from RefSeq and is a predicted model, not a curated record. Gene Ontology annotation, molecular function: polyubiquitin modification-dependent protein binding; damaged DNA binding; proteasome binding. Gene Ontology annotation, cellular component: cytosol; nucleoplasm. Gene Ontology annotation, biological process: proteasome-mediated ubiquitin-dependent protein catabolic process; nucleotide-excision repair. The transcript is spliced from 5 exons. NCBI's taxonomy places the organism in Eukaryota, Metazoa, Arthropoda, Insecta, Diptera, Drosophilidae.